AUGGCCAACCAAGAAGGCGACACAGCGUAUUUACCACUGGAGGUAAGUUUCAUCAUCAGUAUUAUCAUUAACAGCAUCGCCUGUCCCUUCACAGUUGUGCUCAACGCGCGGGUGAUAAUGGCCGUGAAAGAGAGACACCGACUUCGAACCAACAGCAACAUUUUGCUGGCCUGUUUAGCCGUGACUGACUUAUUCACUGGUCUUCUUGGCCAGCCAUCGUUUAUCCUCUGGAGGGUAUUCCUAUUCUUGGGUCUCAAGAGCAGUCGAACAGUGGGAAGUUUCCAUUUCGAUGCUCUGGCCGUUUUUGUAGUGGCGUCAUACGUUCAUCUGAUGUUGGUUACGUUGGAGAGGCUCAUAGCAAUCAAAUUUACGAUGUUUUACUCAAAAAUUGUAACUGGUCAUAACAUGAAGAUGGCAGUGUCAGUAGCCUGGAUCAUUGCCUUUAUGUGCGGGGUUUUCAAUGUGUUAAAAAUGUACCAUGUGUUACUUCCUGUGGGAGGCCUCAUCACUUUUUCAUGUAUCGUUUUUGUGGCCUUAGCUUAUGCGAUUUUGUAUCAUGAAACCCGUCGCCACCAAAGAAAAAUAAAGGCACAGCUACUUCCCAAAGAAGAAGUGGAAAGAUUUACCAAAGAGAACAAGGCGCUUAAAACGACUGUCUUAGUAAUAGUUGCUGUUGUUGUCUGCGUUCUCCCUCUUUGUUUCUGUCAGAUCACGAUGUCUACAGGCCUUUAUAAUUAUUGCCCCAUCAACGUGUUAGUGCUACAAACAUUUGUUAUGUUUAACUCGCUUGUUAAUCCACUAAUUUACUGCUGGAGACAAAAAGAAAUGCGAAAGUUCAUAUUUAGAAUGCGAACCCAGGUUGUGCAUCCAGUUAUCCAGUGA
Messenger RNA from Pocillopora verrucosa, 882 nucleotides. RefSeq names its product adenosine receptor A2a-like. Gene Ontology annotation, cellular component: membrane. The record is from RefSeq and is a predicted model, not a curated record. Lineage: Eukaryota; Metazoa; Cnidaria; Anthozoa; Scleractinia; Pocilloporidae. Gene Ontology annotation, molecular function: G protein-coupled receptor activity. Gene Ontology annotation, biological process: G protein-coupled receptor signaling pathway.